AUGGAUUUCAACCCAGAUGAGCUUCCAUACGUGAAUCCAAACGAGGAGCGCAGAGUCGCUUUGGUCACUGGAGGGAACAGUGGGAUAGGCUGGUUCACAGUACUUCACUUGUAUUUGCAUGGUUACGUUGUUUAUAUUGGCGGUAGAAGCUUUACCAGAGUUAGUAAAUGUAUCAAAGAGAUUGAAGAAGAAGCUAAUAAAAGAAGAAGCGCUGUUAUAGAAGAAGAUUUAAAUCAAAGGUUUCUUGGUGAACUACGGUUUGUGGAAAUUGAUUUACUCAGUUUAAAAUCCGUUGAAGAAGCUGCUAUUGUGAUGAAUGCUACAGAACCAAGAAUUGAUUUAUUGAUAUUAAACGCUGGUGUUAUGGCUCUUCCCUAUGGUCUUACAAAAGAUAAUUUUGAAAUUCAAUUCCAAACAAACUAUAUUUCUCAUUUUCUUUUAACUCAAAGAAUAUUACCGUUAAUACAAGGAAGAAUAAUAUUUGUAUCAUCUGUGGGUCAUCAUUUUGAAGUAACGCCAUUUGAUAGAAGCUGGACUUUUAAUUAUAAACCAAACAUCAUUUUCACUUGGUUUAGAUAUGCAAUGGCUAAAACAUCAGGUAUUCAAUAUAUGAAAUUAUUAUCUUUGAAACAUCCUGAAAUUCAUUCAUAUUCGGUACAUCCAGGAUUUGUUAUGAAUACAAACUUAUUUAGUUAUUGGACUAGAUUACCUAUAUUUGGUGUGUUUUUUUGGUUAUUUUUCCAAGUAUUUGGUUAUUUCUUUGGUUGUUCAAAUGAAGAAGGAAGUUAUGCAACUUUAAAAUGUGCUUUAUCACCUGAAACUUUACUUGAAGAAAAUGGAAGUUAUUUUAAAUUUGGUGGUAAAAUUUCUCAACCAAGUCGUGUUGCUUCAAAUAUAAAUUAUGCUGCUUCAAAUUGGGUUUGGACAGUUAGAGAAUUACGAAAUCGUGGGUUUGAAGAUUUAAGUUAA
Messenger RNA from Hansenula ciferrii, 969 nucleotides. It is a transcript of the gene ENV9, whose product is annotated as Env9p. Bases 1 to 969 code for a protein of 322 amino acids. The transcript has a single exon. The record is from RefSeq and is a predicted model, not a curated record. NCBI's taxonomy places the organism in Eukaryota, Fungi, Ascomycota, Saccharomycetes, Phaffomycetales, Wickerhamomycetaceae.